Molecule: messenger RNA, 2943 nt
Organism: Clonostachys rhizophaga
Lineage: Eukaryota; Fungi; Ascomycota; Sordariomycetes; Hypocreales; Bionectriaceae
Source: the annotation of a GenBank genome assembly
AUGUUAGAGGAGAAGAUUGUCGAGUUUACCCCCUCCGAUGAGCGGGCGUUAAACCUCGUUGGCGCAACCAUUGUGAUUGACGAGCACGACCAUCCCGGUGUUAAGAUCGCGGCGCACAAUCUUUCUCAAGACUUUGCACGCGUGACCAAAGGAGACGAUAGCCCUAUCCUUGUAUCAAGUAAUCUCAAGGAGGCCAGCCUCAAGGUGGCGAUUGUCGUCGGCUGUAUUGAUUCCAGUCCUAUACUACAACGAUUGGAGAGAGAUGGCAAGGUUGACUUUGCAUCGAUUCGUGGUAAAUACGAAUCAUUCUCUACUUGCAUAGUGAACUGUCCUUUUGGGGAUGAGUCAAAUCAUGCUCUCGUCAUUUCUGGUAGUGACAAGAGGGGAGCAAUCUUUGGGGUCUACACCUUGUCUGAGCAGAUUGGGGUCUCACCGUGGUACUGGUGGGCCGAUGUGCCUGCAAAGAACUCCUCUGCAAUUUACGCAAGCCCAAAAUCUACGACACAUGGGGAACCAAGCGUGAAAUACCGAGGAAUCUUUCUCAACGAUGAAGCCCCAGCCCUGACGGGUUGGGUCCUAGAGAAGUUUGGCAAGUAUAACUCGGAAUUUUACAAGAAAGUAUUCGAGCUCUUGCUUCGCCUCAAGGCGAACUUUCUGUGGCCAGCAAUGUGGCCUGGCUAUCCCAACCCUGGUGCCAACUUCUUCGUAGAUGACCCCGACAACCAGCGGAUAGCUGAUGAGUAUGGAAUCGUCAUAUCAACAUCUCAUCACGAACCUAUGCAGCGCCUGUCAAAUGAGUGGUUUCAAGAUAACCCGGAUGGGAGCUGGAAUUGGGAGACGAAUAAGGAAAACAUCACCGCGUUCUUCCGCGAGGGAGCAGAGAGAGCCAAAGAUUACGACUCAUACUUCACGAUAGGCAUGAGGGGUGAGUACGACAAACCGAUUGGUGGUUCUGAUCCGGCUUUGAUCAUCUCCGACGUCAUCAAAACUCAACGAAAGGUGAUUAGAGAUGUCUAUGGGGGCGAGGAUCAAGCCCUACAGCUUCUUGCUUUGUAUAGAGAUGUUGAGCAAAUCUACGAUACGGGCCGGAUAGAGAUUCCCGAUGAUGUCACACUGCUUUUCCAGGACGAUAAUCAUGGCACAAUCCGUCGACUCCCCAACAAGAAGGAGGCACAGAGAAAGGGGGGAUCUGGUCUUUAUUACCAUUUUGAAUACGUCGGUUGGCCACGCAGCUACAAGUGGACUAAUAGUGUGUCUCUAGGGAAAGCAUGGCAUCAGCUCCAGCACGCGUACGCCCGAAAUGUUCGUCAAAUUUGGCUCUUCAAUGUCGGGGAUCUCAAACCUUUAGAGACUCCAAUUACAUGGGCUAUGAGUCUAGCAUGGAAUAUCAAGAAUAUUACCGCUACUGCCCUCCGGGACUUCCUCCGUGCGACUGCAGAGCGAGAUUUUGGUUCCGAACUUAGAGAUGAGAUUGGUGAUGUCUACUACCAAUACGAUCGCCUGGUUUCGAUGCGCAAACACGAACUGAUUGAACCAGAAACCUUCUCCGUUUUGCAUUACCAAGAAGCCGAGAAGAUCCUUGACCAAUGGACACAGCUAAGAGAAAAGGCCGAGUCCGUCUACAAACGUCUCUCAGAGGAGCAAAAGCCAGCAGGUUACCAACUGAUCCUCCACCCUGUCAAAUCCACACAAGUGUUCAUCGAGCUUCGCGUGACACAAGCACGCAACAAGCUAUAUUCUCUUCAGAGACGCAACACAGCCAACACAACGGCUCAGCAUGCUCUUGAUUUAUUUGACGCUGAUUUUGAUAUCCAACUUGAGUUCCACUCGCUCUUAGGCGGGAGGUGGAAUCACAUGUUGCGGCAGACCCAUCUUGGAUUCGGAGACACAUGGCAUGCUCCAUACCGAGAUAUGAUAACAGGCCUGGGUUUUGUGCAGCGUCGCCAAAAUUCCAACCCAAUCGUUGGACAGAUGGGAGUCUCCGUUGAAGGCCAUGCGGGAAUUCGCCCAGGACUCAUCAAUGAGGAGUCUGAGCGUACGCAUCCCAGCCGCCGUGAUCUCGUGCCAGGGUUGACACUUGGCGAGAUGAGCUACUAUGGCCCUGCUACCAGAUGGUUCGAAAUAUGGACUCGUGGUACCCCUACCAUUCAUUGGACAGCCUCAGCACCAUAUUCAUGGCUGCGGCUCUCCCAGUAUUCUGGAUUUCUGGUCCCAGGCCGACAGGAUUUUCGGGUCGAGAUAUCUGUGGAUUGGGGCCAGGUUCCCGAUGAUUUCGAUCAGGAAGUUUUGGUCGGCAUCCACAGCGGCAUUGGAGACUUUGAGCAAGUUCACAUCCCAAUUGAUAACAACCGCGUUCCUGAUUCUUUCGCGGGGGGAUUUAUUGAGAGCUCCGGCUAUAUUUCUAUUCCAGCUUCAAGUACUGCUUCCCUGCCUGGCUAUAUCUCUCUGCCUGAUACGGGGAGAACAGCGUCUGGGUCAGUCAGCCUUGAUGUGACGAAAGACCGCGGUAAGGAAGUAAACUGCUUCCUCAACUAUCCGUUCUACCAGUUCUCGGCAUUAGCUACUGCAAAACUUACGCUUGUCUUCGGCAUUACACUCAGCACAUCGGACGAAGACGUCAAUUCAUAUGACCUACAGUUAAACGAAGGUCCAGUAUCACAUCAUAAUCUUGAAGAGUUUACACAAGAAAGCAUCCAGGAGGGCUUAGCUGACGGCAUCCCUCGAGCCAACGGGUGGAAAAAAGCAGCUUCUGACCUCAUUUGGCAGAGACAUCAUGAGCUAACCGGAUUGAAGCCUGGGGCUCACACGCUUAAAGUGAGGCUGCGACAUCAAAACAUCCUGCUGGAGAGGUUGAUCAUUGAUUACGGUGGUGUUCGGGAGAGUUACCUUGGUCCGCCUUCAAGUUUCAAACUAGAAGCAAAAUCAUCCGAUAUAAUUCAAUGA